AAUAUAAUCAUCGGCCAUUCCCACUCUCCCUACCCUUGUCCUACCACGGCUCCCUUUGUCUUACUCUCGUUCUCGUCCGCCGUCAACUCUCCAGCCACCAAUCGCGACCUCUUCUCUUGCGCUGUGAUCUGUGAUCAACUUUCCCGAGGCGCAUUGGGUUCUCGACGACUUGUCUAACACGUCAUUGACUGGGCUGCCAACGGCAGAAACAGCAGCAACGAUGGCAGAGGAAAAGCCCGUUGUCGCCCAGCAGGAGUAUGGCACGCCGAGGAAGGGGGGCAAGGUCCGUCGCCAUUGCGCCAGGUGGUGGUGGGUGCAUCUGAUCGUGUUCAUCCUCAUCGCCCUGCUGGUCGUGCUCUUGGUCAUCUUCGUCGCCAUUCCCAAGAUCGCCCAGAAGAAGAUCAACGAGGCGCAGCUGGCUGUCCAGGGGAUCUUGAUCACCAACACGCAGUCCGACAACUACACCAUGGCCAUCAACAGCACGAUCCACGCCAGCAGCCCCGUGCACGCGACCAUUUCCCCAUUCAAGGGGCAGAUGUACCUUGAGGAUCUGGAGCCGCAUACUCCCUUCGUCGAGCUCGACUUCCCCCAGACCACUUCCGACCCGGAGCAGCUGGUCAACACCACCCAGUUCGUCACCAUCACCGACAUGGACGCCUUCACAACCUUCAACAAGUUCCUCUUGACCAACGAGACCCUGCGCGUGACCCUUUCUGGGAAAACCCACGUCAAGGUCAAGGGCAUCGCCAAGAAAUUCAGCGUGAACUUCAAGAAGACGAUUACCAUGCCCGGACUCCGGAACUUUGAGGGAACCACCGUCUCGGACACGACAAUCUCAUUGACGCCAGACGAGAACGGCGACAACUUCAAGGGCCUUGUCAACAUCCCUAACCACUCCAUUGUGAACUUCGAGAUCGGCAACGCCACCUUCCACAACUACCUCCUCGGCGAGGAGAUCGGCACCGUCUUCGUCGACAACAUGAUCCUCCGGCCGGGCCUUAACAACACCUUCGCCAUGCGCGCCAACAUCAAGCAGGCCCCCGUGCUCACCGCGAUGGGCAAGAAACCCUACUGCGACACCGGCAUCCUCCCCUUCCAGAUGCGCGGCAAGACGGUCCUGAACCACGGCCAGCCCCUGAGCUACUAUGCCGACUCCCUCGCCAGCACCAACCAGACCGUCAACAUCGACAUUGCCACGCCCCUGAAGAAGGAUCUCAUGAUGGACAUCCCCUGCAGCAAGAACCAGUAAAGGGGAGGAUACGUCCAGAAGUUGAGCGUAUGGCUCGUUUGCCGUGGUUGGCUUGGAUAGGAGAUCCCGGCUGGGGAACGACGUUGGGUAUGACGGCGGCACAUGUGAAUUCGUGCCGAUUUGUGUAUUUAGGUCCUAUAAUCUGUUCAAAUGAUACCACUUAGUGAAUGUAACAGAAUGAAGGCCAAAACCGCCCGGAUGGAUGCAAUGUUUUACCACCGGUAGCCCAAGGAGGAGUGUGAUUGUUCGAGUAGAGGAGAUCCGGUAGAAAGGAACGCCCGUUCUUCAAAAGAGCCCC
This is a messenger RNA of Phialemonium atrogriseum, 1547 nucleotides long. RefSeq lists its product as uncharacterized. Gene Ontology annotation, cellular component: fungal-type vacuole membrane. The transcript is spliced from 4 exons. Bases 221 to 1249 code for a protein of 342 amino acids. Lineage: Eukaryota; Fungi; Ascomycota; Sordariomycetes; Cephalothecales; Cephalothecaceae. The record is from RefSeq and is a predicted model, not a curated record.